Molecule: messenger RNA, 258 nt
Organism: Monoraphidium neglectum
Lineage: Eukaryota; Viridiplantae; Chlorophyta; Chlorophyceae; Sphaeropleales; Selenastraceae
Product: Intraflagellar transport protein
Exons: 2
Coding region: 1-258 (85 amino acids)
Source: RefSeq, a predicted model, not a curated record
AUGGACCGGAGGGUGGAGCAGCAGCUGGGCAGCCACCCCUGCGACGCGUGCGGCGCGGACACCUACGAGGCUAACCUCUCCUGCCACGCGUGCGGCCACGGGUGGGAGGCGUGCGCUGUCAGCGGCUACCCCGUGCACCCAUCAGAGCGCGUCGCGCCCAAGGGCGGGCUGGCGGCGCGCCGCGACGACUGGAACGCCUGGGUCGGGGCGUUUGGGACCGACCCCGUGACCGGCCUGGCGGCCACCCCUUUGUACUGA